CUGCCACGUGUUCCUCACCCCUUCCUGCCGCUGCCCGUGGAGCUGCUAGCCUCGCUGCGGGCUGCGAGAUCGCCGCGAGUGGCACAUGGGUGGGAGGCACCGCUUGGGUUGCAUCCAUUGCCCUGUCAGCCCUUUGCUGCCUGCCCGGAGGGGCCGGGCGCUGUGACCGUCCCCUGCACAUCUCUCCGUGCAGAAAGCAGAAGUGAGCUCCGUUUUCUGCAGCUGUCCUGGAAGUGGAAGAGUUUGCUUCAGGAAUGGGGAACUGAAAUGCACGGCUUCGCUCUCCUCUCCUGAGGCCGCUCAGAACGUGAGAAUUAGCAGAGAGCCCACAGGUGGUCACUGUGUGUUGGGGCGGUAUUGAGAAGUGUCUUUUGGGGAGCAGGAGGGCACGUUGCCCCGUGGUUAGGCCCGGUGCUGGCCCUGCUCCACAUCAGCGCUUCCCGACCCCACAGACACCAGGGCACGGGGCAGCACUCCCUCUGUUUGCUGGGCUGGGCAGGAGAGCCGUGCCCUCAUCGUCUGUCUGGGAGCGGCACGCUGCGGGUUAAUGCACACCAAGGGCUUUGUGCGUGUUUGGGUAGUGCUGAUUGGCACUGGGCUGGCAGUCUGUGUGUGCAAACAGCGAGCUCGGGGUGGGUUUGCAGGACUCGUGCUUGUUCCAUGUGCAGCUGGGGGAGCCCCAAUUUAGGUGCCCUGGAGGAGGUUCAGUGGUUCUGCAGUUCUUGACCAGAUGAACAUCCAUAACUCACGCCUGUGCUGCUCGGGGUUUGCUCUGCUCUUUGCAGCUCCUGUUUCGACACGUCUUUUUGGAGGCGUUCUGCAUUGCUACCAAAUGUGACUCCCCUGUGCUCGGGGGGGUGAAUUUGGAUGGUUCAUUUAAUUAUCCUUUGCCUUUUCGUGACCCACCGGCCUCUGCCAGGUUGGGCUGUGAGGCUUUAAUUAAGAUGUCUUUCAAUGUAACAGGAGUUGAUGGAGUGGGAUGGGAGCGGCCGCGCAUUGCUUCUGCUGGGAGCACACAGCUGCACCUUGCAGGGCCGUGGCGAAGGCAUGGAAUUGUCCUGGGGAGGGAUGGAGGGAUGGGCAGGGAUGUGCUGGGAGGUGCCUUUGGGAUGCCAUCCCUGGGUGAAGUGGGGGUCCCAGGGGCAGCCGCUCCCGUGCUGUGUGAGUUGAUGAUAAAGUGUGGUUUGGUGCUGCUGCAGUGCCCUACGAGGUGCUCGCGUUGCAGGAUCCAUCCCAGCAGCCCCGUAGUGAGCAAACAUCUCAGCAGCAUUCCUAGCACCACCUGUCCGUGUAGGGGCACGCACCGAUGUGCAGAGCAGGGCUGUGCCGUGCCGUGCCCUGCUGGCAGCUGCCAUCACCCCGUGCUGCUUCAUGACCCUCCCGUGUGCUCUGUGCCUCACACCAGCCCAUCCCCACUCCCAUCCAUAGGGAUGCCUGCUGUGCACAAGGGCUUGGGGCUGCACUCCCACCCUGUUCUGCUGUCCCUGGUUCCAUGGGCUCAGCUCUGCACCGCACCGUGGCUUUGUCUGCCCAGCGCGCUGCCUGCUCCAUUUGUCAGUCUGGCAGCAGACAGGUGCAGUCAUUCAUCGUGCUGUGCUGUGUGAGCUGAUGGAGCACGGGGGGAAACCUUGGCCUGUGCUGGCCCCUCGUCCCACUGCUUAUAUCCAAAAGGAUGCUCUCGGUUUUCUAUGCUACAAACCAGGCUGGGGUUAACGCGCGGCUCUUCCAGGCAGGGCUGGCGGAGGCUGUGCUGCAGGGAAGGGAAGAAAUACAGAGUUGAGGGGGGAUUUAAAGCUGGUGGCGAGGCACUGCGUGGUGUCCCCGUGCCAAUCUCCCUUCCUGCCGACUGCAGUGUCCUGGAGCACUGUCCCAUCCCGCCUGCUCGGCGCCCACCCAGCAGCCCAAGGACGCGCCGCCCGGCG
This is a messenger RNA of Gallus gallus (chicken), 1922 nucleotides long. RefSeq lists its product as uncharacterized. The transcript has 2 exons. The coding region runs from base 945 to 1604 and encodes 219 amino acids. Lineage: Eukaryota; Metazoa; Chordata; Aves; Galliformes; Phasianidae. The record is from RefSeq and is a predicted model, not a curated record.